Messenger RNA from Ctenopharyngodon idella (grass carp), 2386 nucleotides. It is a transcript of the gene plcxd1.1, whose product is annotated as phosphatidylinositol-specific phospholipase C, X domain containing 1. The coding region runs from base 556 to 1533 and encodes 325 amino acids. Gene Ontology annotation, biological process: lipid metabolic process. The record is from RefSeq and is a predicted model, not a curated record. The transcript is spliced from 7 exons. Gene Ontology annotation, molecular function: phosphoric diester hydrolase activity. Lineage: Eukaryota; Metazoa; Chordata; Actinopteri; Cypriniformes; Xenocyprididae.
UAUUCAUGACACAAGCCUUCACCGUAGUAAAUGUCUGAACCUGUCAGACCGGCCGGGUGGAGAAUGCAGCGGACAAGUGCGCCGUUUUUAUCACCAUUUCUGUUCUCGAAUAUCUCCUCAAUGGACAGAUUAUCGAAACGUCCAGUAGUACGUAGAUUCGUUUGAUGAUUGAAAUGAAAGGAAAACUCUGAAAUAAGUUUAAUUUCAUUAUUACACGGUGAAGAGAGAGUUUCUUCCGGACUAUUUCGGUUUUCAACGCGGGAUUUUGUUGUGGAUACCCAGCCUUGUUCAACCUUGUGCCGCCAAUGACAAGUUCAGCACCGCGUAACAUCCACCUCACUUUUACACGACCACUAUGGUGCUUUGGGAAUCAAUGAAGUGGACGAAUAUAUAUGACAUUUCCUUGCAGCAUCUGAGUCCUUCAGCAUCAGAAUCUGUUGAAGCCGGUUUAACCUGUUCUCAAGUGUCAAGUCUACCGAAUAAAAUUGCUUUAAACAUCAUUGCUGAAAUAUUCUUCCUGGACUAAGAAACAACAGUUAAAGCCUGUAAUUCAAGAUGACAUCUGCGAUCAGCCAAGUGUCAUUGAGUGAGCUGCCCAUGGAUAACUGGAUGGCCAAUCUACCCAGUGCACUGUGGGAUACCCCUCUCUGUUACAUGGCUAUUCCAGGGAGCCAUAAUGCCAUAACCUACUGCCUGGAUAAGAAUGACCGCUCUCCAGUGGACCCUACUCAACCAGAUAUGUUGCAAAAGCUGGACAAGUACAUGAAACCCAUCAUAAGGCCAUUUGUAUACAAAUGGGCAAUAGCACAGGAGUCUUGCAUUAGGGAGCAGUUAGAUUGUGGAGUGCGAUACUGUGACCUGAGGAUAGCACAUCGGCCUAAUGACAGCUCAAAUGAUCUGUACUUCUACCAUGGUGUUUAUACCACUAUAACAGUGGAGAUAGUAUUAAAAGAGAUCAGAGAGUGGUUGGAUGUUCAUCCAAAGGAGGUAGUCAUCCUCUCAUUUAGCCACUUCCUUGGCCUCAGUCAAGAGCUUCACACACUGCUUGUCUCAACUAUAAAGAGUGUUUUUGGUUCCAAACUCUGCCCCAAAAUGGAUCGUGUGGCAUUACGGACAUUAUGGAGCCAGGGUCAUCAAGUUAUCAUUUCAUAUGAGCACAAUAUUGCCAACUGCCACAGAGAAUUGUGGUUCCAUAUACCUUAUUGGUGGGCCAACAAGUGCAAGGCUGAAGCGCUGAUCGAGGAAUUUGAACGUAGAAAACAAAAUGGCCGACCAGGCGGCUUUUUUGUGACUGGCAUCAAUCUUACUGAAGAUCUGAAGUACAUAUGCUCCCAUCCCACAGAAUCACUUAAGGAUAUGGUGAUGUCUACAUAUCCCAUGUUACUUAGCUGGGUCAAGCAACAGAAGCCUGGCUCUAACACUGGCUCCCUCAACAUCAUAGCUGGUGACUUUGUGACAGAGAGCCAGUUUAUACCAACCGUUAUUGCACUGAAUGAAAAUCUGCUCAACAGGACCAUAAUACCAGAGCCUUGACCCUCUUAGAGUCUGCACAAUGUAUUUAACAUUUGAAGAAAGAAGUGUUUGUUGUUCUUGUGAUGUUUUUAUACUAGUCAACUUUGCACUUUUUUUAUAAGGGUGCUUACACACUAGAGUUUAUGCUGCGUUAGCUCCAUUCAUUUCAAUAGUGAUGGUACAUUGCAACCAUACCCUCAAAAUGGAUGCUGUCCAUCAAAUGCUCUUUCAUAGAGCUGUAUCCAGUGUGUAAGCACCCUGAGGGUGAUAGAUAAUUUUGAGUUAUGGGUAGAAUAAUGUAAUGCACUGACUAUUAUUACUUGAAUUUACUGUCUUAAGCUUAUUUAUGCAGUCUCCAAUAUAUACCUCUGAUUUUGCAAAAAUGUUGAUCAUUUUUAAGGACCUAGUUCCAAGUGGAUGUCAUUAUCAAGUACCCAGUUACCACAACUUUACAUACAGUACAGCACCAGUCAAGCACAUUACAGGACACAAUAAGUUCACUGGGAGGAUGAGAGUUUCACAGUUUGCAUGAGAAUUGCUGAAGACUACUCAAUGCAAGCCUGCACAAAUAGGAUUAUAAAACACUCAGGAUUGUUCAUUCUUUAUUAUCAACUUUAUACUGUGUGGAAUGGCUAUGGAAAUAUGAUUCAAAUAAGUACAUGUCUGCAUGGUGCACACAAUCAAAAGCAUGAAGAGUCACAGAAUAUUACUGUGGUUGCACAUAUUAUGUUCUCUGCCAUAGUAGCAUGCAAUAAGAUAUCAGUUUGCAUUACAAUUAUGCUUACACUAACAAAAUAUCAGCAACUGAAUGGAAUAUAAAAUAUUCAUAUUUAAUAUUUGAAGGUUUCCAAUAAAUAAAACAUAUCUAACUAUA